Molecule: messenger RNA, 2086 nt
Organism: Zychaea mexicana
Lineage: Eukaryota; Fungi; Mucoromycota; Mucoromycetes; Mucorales; Lichtheimiaceae
Product: citrate transporter-domain-containing protein
Exons: 2
Coding region: 84-1796 (570 amino acids)
Biological process (GO): transmembrane transport
Cellular component (GO): membrane
Source: RefSeq, a predicted model, not a curated record
CGAACCCGAAACGUCCUUUUCUUUAAAUAACAGGAAAUAGGUGAACCGAAGAGCCAUGUCAAGGAGCACUAUACAAUUUCAAUAUGGAAACUGAAACCGACAAUGUUGAAUUGAAUGCUUAUUCGUGGGUGGCCUUGGCAAUCUUUUUGGCUGCAUUGGUGUUUGUCAUUCGCCCAUUUGAAUUUUCCCUGCCCAAGAUCGGCUGGCGACUGUACUUGAAUCUUGCCACUGCCCCGCCCUUGGGUGUCUUGAUCCUUCUCGCAAGUAAAACCAUCGAUUGGAUCAACAUACGAGACGGCCUGUUGGGCCAUAACAUUGGUGUAGAGCCCUAUGCCAUCAUGCUAUUGUUUUACUCGUUGGCUUAUCUAUGUAUAUCCCUUGAUUUAACCGGCUUGAUCCAAUUUUGUGCCUUCUGGGUAUCGAAACGCGCCGGCAAUCGGGGCCACAUGGCAUUCUCCUUGUUCUUCAUCAUGACGAGCCUGAUCAGCGGUCUUGCGAGCAACGACGUCGUGGUGCUAACAGGCACGGCCUUCUUGUCCUAUUUUACCCGGGUCUCAGAUAUUCAACCAACAGCCUUUCUUAUGAGCGAAUUUACCUCUGCCAACAUUGCGUCCAUGGCGCUUUAUAUUGGCAAUCCAACAAAUGUGGUCAUCGCCGAAGCUUUCAACAUGAGCUUCAUCACUUACUCUGCAUGGAUGCUGUUACCAACAUUUAUUUGUCUGGGCAUUGCAUAUCUGGCAUUACGCGUUGUGUUCCAUAGUCAGAAAUACUUGCCCAGUGUGAUCCAUCCACCUGAAGAAGAACCACAAGCUGUAUUAGUAGAUCCCAAAGGCGCAAUCUUUGGAUUGGUACUAUUGGGCGUCUGUCUGUGUACAUUGAUCGGAACGUCGUUUGUCCAUGGCGUAUCGGUCUGGAUGGUGACCCUGCCCUUUGCGGUUGUUAUGCUGUUACGGGAUGUCUGGUACGAUUUGACGCUACAGUGGAAAAAGAAAGCCGAACCGAUUCCGUCAUCACCGAAAUCUGCCACGGAAAACAACGAGGAAACAACUGACGACGAUGACGAUAUUACCACCACCACUACCACCACCACCGCGGCUUCUACGACAGCAGCCAAUCAUCGGCAAUUACGGGAUAAUAAUAUUACAUCAGUAUCGAGCGAACAGGAUAUUACUGCAAUGACAUCUAUUGAAAUGAUUGAGAUGGCCACAUCCGACGAAUCACCCGUACGACAGCGCAGCACAGCAGUAGCAACAGGAACAGCAGCAUCGCGUAGCAACAGCAGACAUGAUGUAAACAACAAACACAAUGACGACAUUGCCACAGCGGCAGGUACAGACGCCAGCCAAGAUGAAUUACCGAUAACAACAAAUAAGGCGAUCCGUAAUCGGUUUAUGAAUGUCCUUUGGAAGUUUCGGUCACGGUUACCAACUAUGACAUCCGUACUGGCACGGAUGCCUUGGAAGAUUUUACCCUUUGCGCUGAGCAUGUUUGUUCUUGUCGAAGGCUUGUCAGAAGUAGGGUGGAUCGGGAUUUGUGCUACGGCCAUGGUCAGUGUGGCACGCAAUGACUAUGUAUCCACAGUGUUUGGCGUGAUGGGGAUUUCCUUGCUUGCGUGCCAGCUGCUCAACAAUCUACCUAUGACGAUAUUGUUCACGCGGAUCUUGCAGCAUCCCAAUUUCGCACAGCAUGCGGGCAUGUCUGAUAUAGUGACGCAGGCAGCAGUUUUAGGUCUGGUCGUCGGGAGCAAUCUAGGUGCAUGUUUGACGCUCGUUGGCAGUUUAGCAGGUAUCAUGUAAGUGUGCGUUAUAUAUCUUUUGCGUCGUUGUUCGUCUACCCAUUCCCCUUUUACUUUGCUCCACAUUUUUCCAGCACUUUAUUUUGUAUUACCUCGCCGAGUUGAAAAGAAGUAGCCGAGUGUUUUGCUUAUUUCUUUUCGUCUCUUAUAGGUUUGAACAUAUACUCAAAACCAAGGGCAUCUAUACGUUGGGCUAUUUCCAGUUCCUGAAAUGGAAUUUGUUACUAAUGCCAGUCAUUGCAACAGGAGCUGGAGCAGUGGUUAUUGGCGAACUUUGGUUUAUUUAUUUAC